AUGCUGCUCCCCUUCCUCGUUGCAUGCUGCUCAGGAGCUGUCGUGCUAGCUUCUCAGCACCCUCUGUCGCCUCCUCCUCUGCAGUUCGAUAACUCAAGCGCGCCAUUCAUCUUCAACUCACUCUCAUCGCUGCUCGUUCAAUGGCCUAACACUUACCACGGGAACGGUCACACCGUCAUUCCUGGCAUCCUAGAGCCGUAUACCCUUCUCUAUCAUGCACGCAAGGACACAGCUUCCCCUCCUCCCUCCCCGGAGUGGUUUGCAUUUGAUCCUGAGAUGAGCUACGGCAUCAUGGCUGGACGUCGUGGGCAGACGUUUUUGCACACAUAUCGGAACAUACGGCCGGCUCGAAUUGUUUACUUUGACGGUAUGAGCGCUGCGCUAAACCAGAUGGGGUGGCUGGACAGCCAGGAAAUUCUCUUCAAUAAUGGCUCGGACCGCUCUGACGGCUACCCUUCUUUAAAUGAGUAUGAUCGAGCGCGGAAGCUUUGUGCAUGGGGUCAAGAGUUCGGCGUGGAAGGUUUUGUGCGCAUGAAUGCAGGAUUCGAGCUAAUGUGGUGUGACUUCCGCUCGCCUACGAUACAACUUGUCAGCCAUUUGAACAUCACGGCACCCGGGACGCCUCCAGGCUCGUCAGAUAUGCCACCUGGCCCCCCACCCGGCAGUGGCCGUCCUGUUCCCCCGACUGGUCCUCCUGGCAGAGAUGCUCCCACCCGCGGCCGUCGCGGCGGGAUGGGUGGCUGGUCUCCGUUCGGCAUGACUGGCUUCAGCGAAUGGCUGCGCGCGGCCUCACAGCGCGGCACAGUCCCGCAGCCGCACAUUUUGCUUGACUAUGCAUCACUUGUCACGUUCUACCAUCCGCGCCUGCGCAGCCUCGCGCAAACCCGUGAAGGCCAGCCCAUGCGCCAGCACCGCAUUUGGACGAAUAUAUCUGAUGCAGACGCGCAGUCUGUGGUCGACGAGAUAGAGGACGUGCUUGGGCGACCACCUUGGCGGCGCGUGGGCAGCGGGAUGGACUGGGGUGCGCUUACUCGCAAUGUGGUGGAGGAAUGGGCGAGUCGUGUUGUCCAGCUGCACGAGUUCCUCGGGAACGCGUCGGCCGAGCUCGACAGCGGAGCUAGUGUCAACACGACCGCCACACUUCAAUUCGUGCGCCGCCUGACGUACUCGCCGCUGAAUCCGUUCAUGGACACCGGCGCGUCGUCGAACUCGACCGCGUGGGAUUGGUUUGGCAGCCUUAGUGUGUCGUCGGAAGACAUGUUUGCGGAACAGUUCCCGCCACAUCGUUCCCCGCCACCGCCGCCGCAUCCGGUGGCCGGCGCGAAUGCGAGCGCUUUGCGCCGCUGUAUGUAUUCUGCGACGGGAUUCUUGAACGACCCGCGGAUUCACAAGACGCCACAGGAGCUGCUUCUGCAGGCGAGCGUCGAGACCGUGCUGCAGCGCCUGUGCUCCGAUUAUGGCGCGAUUUUCAUCGAGAGCAUGGAUGCGGACGAACAUUCACCGCGCGCCGACGUGCGCGCGAUGGUGGGCCGCUGGGAGACACGCGUCGCUUCACUCAUGGAGUGGCUUGACUGGACGGAAUGGCUGAGAUGCGAUGAGGUGUGCCCCCGGAAUACUGUCUGCGCGAUGCCCAUGUGGCCUCUAGCUAAUUUCGGACGGCGCCGUCGGGUGCCAGGCGAGCCUGAGCCCGAACCUGAGCCCGAGAAGCCGGAGGAUUGGAAACCACGCUGCAUGUCGCUGGUUCCUGAGGUUCCCUCCGAGCCAGGAGGCCCGCGGAUCACGGAGAUCAUGGAUGCAAGGUCAAGGGAAGGCGCACGGUAA
Messenger RNA from Postia placenta MAD-698-R-SB12, 1821 nucleotides. RefSeq lists its product as hypothetical. Lineage: Eukaryota; Fungi; Basidiomycota; Agaricomycetes; Polyporales; Adustoporiaceae. The record is from RefSeq and is a predicted model, not a curated record. Bases 1 to 1821 code for a protein of 606 amino acids. The transcript is spliced from 3 exons.